AUGCCAACAAAUAGUUAUAAAAUUAAUCCUAAAGCUACUAAAUCUAUUCAUUACACAUUAUAUUAUGGUACAUUUAUUCAUACCCCUGAUUUAACCACUUUAGAAAUCAAUUUCAAUACAUUAGUGGGAGUUAAUGAACAAGGUACAAUUGAUUUUAUUCAUAAAGAUUAUGAUGCAUCGCUUUAUAAUAAUAAAUCUCCUAUACAAUUCUUUAUUGAUCAAAGAGAACACCCCCACAGUCAACCACAUCAGGAAAAUCAUGGCCAACAACGAUAUCAACAUUUUGAAUUUGUUGAUUAUUCCCAUGAUUUAACGAAAUUUUUUAUACCAGGAUUUAUUGAUACACAUAUUCAUGCAUCACAAUAUCCUAAUAUUGGUAUUGGAUUAGGUACUCCAUUAUUAGAUUGGUUAAAAAAAUAUACUUUCCCCUUGGAAAAUCAUUUUUGUCAAUCUGGACAGGAGCAACAGCAAGAACAAGAACAAGAAACAAAGUUACAAUUUGCUAAUGAAAUUUAUAAUCAAGUUAUACAAAGAACUUUAGAAAAUGGUACUACAUGUGCAUCAUACUUUACUACUAUUGAUCCGGAAACAACAAAUUUAUUUGCCGAAUUAUUAUUAAUUAAUGGACAACGAGGAUUUGUUGGUAAAGUAUGUAUGGAUCAUAAUGAACCAUAUCAAGAAUAUCAAGAAUCAAUUGAAGAUUGUGAAAAAUCCAUGCACAAAAUAAUCAAUCAUAUUGAAAAACUUAAUACCAAUACCAAUACCAAUAAAAAUUUAGUGACACCUAUAAUCACACCAAGAUUUGCCCCUGUAUGUUCUGAUAAAAUAUUAAAAUUUUUAGGUGAAUUAAGUCAUGAAAAAAAUUUACCAAUUCAAACUCAUAUUAGUGAAAAUAAACAAGAAAUUGAAUUAGUUGAUAAAUUAUUUCCCGAUUGUGAAAAUUAUGCUUCAGUUUAUAAUAAAUUUAAUUUAUUAACUAAUAAAACCAUUUUAGCUCAUGCUAUUCAUUUAACCCCUAAAGAAUGUCAAUUAAUUAAAUUGAAAAAUUGUUCAAUUAGUCAUUGUCCAACUUCAAAUACUUUUUUAUCAAGUGGUGAAGCUCCAAUUUAUAAAUAUUUAUAUCAUGAUAAUAUUAAUGUUUCUUUAGGAACUGAUGUUAGUGGUGGAUUUGAUUAUUCAAUUUUACAAAUCAUUAAACAUGCAAUUUUAGUUAGUCAUCAUUUAAACAUGCACAAAUCAAAUACAACCACAAACACAACCACCAAAAAUGAUGUUGAUGAAAGGUUAUCUAUUAAAGAUGGGAUAUAUAUGGCUACAAUGGGUGGAGCAAAAGCUGUUGGAUUACAAGAUAUUAUUGGUUCAUUUGAAAUUGGUAAACAAUUUGAUGUUCAAUUAAUUGAUUUACUGACAAGACAAAUCAAUUAUCAUUAUCACAGCCACAAUCACAACCACAAUCACAAUCACAAUCACAAUUAUAAUUAUAAUUAUACCAUCCCUACUAUUUCUGAUAAUUCAUCAAGAAUUGAUAUUUUCAAUUGGCAAUACCCUGUUAAUAAAGAUUUAGAUAAAAUGAAGGAUUUAUUAGGAAAAUGGAUAUUUAAUGGUGAUGAUAGAAAUUGUAUAAAAGUUUGGUGUAACGGAAGAUUGGUGAUUAAUAAAGAAAAAUAUAAUCAUCGUGAUGAUCGAUGGGUGAUUACUAAUAGUAACGGCCACAAUAGUGAUCGCUUCACUACAAACACAAACACAACCACAACCACAAACACAACCACGGCUACCAACACAGCUACAACCACACAAAUGAAUGGGAAUCAAGAUAAUUGGGAAUAUGUAUAA
Messenger RNA from Candida albicans SC5314, 1833 nucleotides. RefSeq names its product guanine deaminase. Bases 1 to 1833 code for a protein of 610 amino acids. The record is from RefSeq and is a predicted model, not a curated record. Gene Ontology annotation, biological process: guanine metabolic process. Gene Ontology annotation, molecular function: guanine deaminase activity; zinc ion binding. NCBI's taxonomy places the organism in Eukaryota, Fungi, Ascomycota, Pichiomycetes, Serinales, Debaryomycetaceae. Gene Ontology annotation, cellular component: cytosol. The transcript has a single exon.